Planococcus citri (citrus mealybug) is the source of this 3166-nucleotide messenger RNA. Its product is annotated as acyl-CoA synthetase short-chain family member 3, mitochondrial. Gene Ontology annotation, molecular function: propionate-CoA ligase activity. The transcript has 14 exons. Gene Ontology annotation, cellular component: mitochondrial matrix. The coding region runs from base 278 to 2335 and encodes 685 amino acids. NCBI's taxonomy places the organism in Eukaryota, Metazoa, Arthropoda, Insecta, Hemiptera, Pseudococcidae. The record is from RefSeq and is a predicted model, not a curated record.
CUUCGAGCUGGCACUUACUGGUUUUGAGUUGCUCGUGAAAGUAUUGUGCGAUUUUUCAGAGAACAUCGCGAUUACGCCUUAAUUGAACAAUUGCCUAAAUAAACGUAAUAUAACAAUAUUUAUGCUAAGUUUUCCCUAAAUUACUCUCGUUAUGCACACUGCACCGCUAAAAUGAUAUGAUUAGAAUUGUGACAGUCGUUGUUUUAGUGUGAUUUUCAUUUACUUAUACGAAUCUAGAACUGUGUUUUUUUUUGCGAAAUAUUGUAAAAUUUAAAACAUGAUUAAUCAGUUAAACGGUUGUUUACAAAACGAAAACGCUUCUGGGGGCCCGUUUUUCGAGAAGAUGCCCCAGACAAAUUAUCUCAAAUCGACCAACUUGAAGGCGUGUUUUCCGACAGGUCGUGAAAAUACCUACCAUAGUAGAAAGUAUGAAGAAGCAUUUAGAAAAUCGAUGGAAGACCCAGAAACAUUUUGGGCUGAAGUGGCCAAAGUUGUCGACUGGGUGAAACCAUGGGAUAAAGUGUUGGAUAAUACUAAUCAACCGUUCACAAAAUGGUUUGUCGGAGGUGAACUGAACGCCUGCUACAAUACUGUUGAUCGUCACGUGUUGGCCGGAAAAGGAAAUAAAAUUGCUCUUAUACAUAAUAGCCCAGUAACCAAAACCAUUAGAAAAGUUACCUACAAAGAACUACAAGAUACGGUGUCUGCGCUUGCAGGUGCUUUAGCACAGUACGGAGUUCAAAAAGGAGACAGAGUUUUGAUCUAUAUGCCUUUAAUACCAGAAACUAUCAUGGCUAUGCUGGCAACGGUGCGAAUAGGUGCUGUACAUUCAGUCGUUUUUGGAGGAUUUGCCGCCAGAGAACUACGAACUAGGAUUGAACACGCUCAACCGAAAGUCAUAAUUGCUGCGAACUGUGGCGUUGAACCAAAUAAAAUAAUCAAAUACAAAGAUAUACUAAACGAAGCCCUGAGCGAAGCAAAAUCCAAACCGAAUCGUUGCAUUAUAUUCCAAAGACCUAAUUUAGAGAAAGCCGAACUCAUCAAAGAAUUCGACGUAUCAUGGGACGAAGCGAUAGUUUCAUUCCCUCCUCACCCUUGCGUUCCAGUCGAAGCCAAUCAUCCCCUAUACAUUCUCUAUACAUCAGGCACUACAGAUAGCCCUAAAGGCGUUUUAAGGCCGACUGGAGGUCAUUUAGCCACUUUGUGUUGGACAAUGCAUACUAUUUAUGGUAUGUCCGGAGAUGAUGUAUGGUGGACGGCUUCUGAUAUGGGCUGGGUAGUAGGUCAUUCGUAUAUUUGUUAUGGACCACUGAGCGCAGGAUUGACCUCUGUUAUGUACGAAGGAAAACCAGAUAGAACCCCAGAUCCAGGUCAAUAUUUUCGCGUAAUUCACGAUCAUAAAGUAAACGGAUUAUUAACUGCGCCCACCGCCCUUCGAGUCAUUAAAAGGGAAGAUCCAAAUAUCGAGUAUGGGAAAAAGUAUUCCACGAAGUCACUGCGAACAUUGUUUGUUGCUGGAGAGCAUUGUGAUUACGAAAGCUUAUUAUGGGCCCAUAACGUUUUCCAAGCACCUAUAUUGAAUCAUUGGUGGCAAACUGAAACUGGUCAUGCCAUAACCGCAUCUUGUAUAGGGUUAGAACAUAGCACAAAUCCUCCAAGAUAUUCAGCCGGAAUGCCUUUCCCAGGAUACAAUGUGAAGAUUUUACGUGAUGAUGGCACCGAAUGUAAUACUCAUGAACUUGGUCGAAUUACCGUGAAAUUACCCCUCCCCCCUGGAACAAUGUGUACUUUAUACAGAGCAGAUGAAAGAUUUGUUGAAACCUAUUUCAAAAAAUUCGAGGGUUAUUACGAUACGAUGGAUGCCGGUUAUAAAGACGAACACGGUUACAUUUAUGUUACCGCAAGAGAUGACGAUGUUAUUAAUGUUUCUGGCCAUCGACUAUCUACUGCAGCUCUCGAAGAUGUCGCUUUAUCCCAUCCUGAUAUUGCCGAUGCUACUGUAGUUGGCGUUCCUGAACCCACCAAAGGAGAGAUACCACUCUGUCUGUAUGUUACGAAAACAGGUUGCCAAAAAUCUGAUAAAGAAAUAAACAGCGAGCUUGUGAACUUGGUUCGUAAUUUAGUUGGUCCAAUUGCUGCAUUUCAAAUAACAACGCCCGUUAAAGCACUACCACGAACUAGAUCUGGUAAAAUAGCGCGAAAAUCCAUUUCAGAUCUCGCUAGAAAUAAGUUUGUUAAGAUUUCAGCGACUAUCGAAGAUCCCACUGUAUACAAAGGUAUUAAAGAAGCUUUGAUGAAAGUAGGAUAUGCCAAGCAAGCGCCCGACCCACAGUGAAAUUUUCGAAAAAAAUUACCAACCGAACAUAUAAUUAUGUAGUAUUUCGACUGUAGAAAGCAUAACGUUUUUCUUUGUUUCGUUCUAUACGUUUUUUAUAAACUCUAAAUUGAAAAAAAAAUUAUGUAUAUGUUUCUUCAAUCAUGCACUACCUACUCGUGAUAGGUACUUACAUACAUAACUUCAACUUAUGCAUAAUUUAAUUGCAUGUGCUGUGUUGAAGAAUACAACCUGUUCAGUUUCGAGAAAUGUUUCAAUGUUUUCAUUCGUCGUAAACAUUGAAUUGUAUUUCAAAGAACUUUAUAUCGAUUUUUAUUUAUGCCGUCGUUUCGUAGAACGGUAAUAUUUGCAUAUUUCUAACCGUAUUCUAAAGAUGUGAAAUAAUUACAAUUGAGUACAUGACACCUAUACCUUUACUUACCUAUGUAUUAAAUCGCCAUCGAAGCGUUUGAAUUCUAUGUUUUGCAUUCAAUAACACAUAGAUAUCUACCUACGUGUGCAUCUUCACGAAAAAUGUUAAUUAUUGGGUGCUAUCAACACUUUAUAGCUUCCCAAUCAUCAUUGCCAUUGGAAAAAAUAUUUUCAUAAAAAGUGAAAAUAAUUUUUCCUUUGUGAUUUUUUUCGUUUUCAAGUAGGUACCCUUGCGAAACGAAGUGACUGUACACAAAUUUCACGAGCAAUGUGAUUUACUUAAGAGUGUCAAAGUAUUUAAGUAUACUUAAUCUUUAUUCUUAGAUUUAUGAAAAUAUAAAUUAUUUUAAUACCUAUCAUUAGUUCGAUAUGAAUGUAUUUAAACUUGUAUAUCCAUGAAGUAAAAUUUGUACAUGUGAA